Amaranthus tricolor (Joseph's coat) is the source of this 984-nucleotide messenger RNA. RefSeq names its product kinesin-like protein KIN-12C. Gene Ontology annotation, molecular function: ATP binding; microtubule binding; microtubule motor activity. The record is from RefSeq and is a predicted model, not a curated record. The transcript is spliced from 2 exons. Gene Ontology annotation, biological process: microtubule-based movement. Lineage: Eukaryota; Viridiplantae; Streptophyta; Magnoliopsida; Caryophyllales; Amaranthaceae. The coding region runs from base 1 to 984 and encodes 327 amino acids.
AUGAAGGGAGAUCUGAAAUGGGGAAUUAUUUUGAGCCAAGCUAGUAGAAAUGGUGGAUCUUUGAAUUUGACACCUAGGGUAAGUGGAAAUACUGCUAGGAGGACUUAUAGCGGGUAUUCUGAGAGUACUUCAACUCAGUCUACACCAACUAAGAGUGUAAGUAAGCCUCCGAAUCUUGGAUCACAGAUCUCCUUGAUCCAUCAUCAAAAAAUUUUGCUUCUUCGUGAAGAUGUUCAGAAGGGUGUGUAUGUUGAGAAUCUUUCACAAUUUGAGGUUCAAACUGUAGGGGAUGUCUUAAGACUUUUAAUCCAGGGUUCCGCAAAUAGGAAAGUGGUUGCAACAAAUAUGAAUAGGGAGAGCAGUAGGUCUCAUAGUGUCUUUACAUGCAUAAUCAAGAGUAAGUGGGAGACAGAUUCAACAACCAACCAAAGAUUUGCUAGUCUAAAUCUUGUUGAUCUUGCUGGUUCAGAAAGGAAGAAACCAUCGGGCGCAGAAGGUGAGAGACUCAAAGAGGCUGCAAAUAUCAAUAAAUCUUUGUCAAAACUGGGCCAUGUAAUAAUGCUACUAGUUGAUAUUGCUAACGGGAAGCCAAAGCAUGUUCCUUACCGAGAUUCGAGGCUGACUUUUCUUCUUCAGGACUCCCUUGGUGGUAAUUCAAAAACUAUGAUAAUUGUAGCUUUUAGUUGCUCCAGCAAAUUACAGUAUGGACCAAGAAUCCAAGAUGCACCAAUUGCAGCUUCUAGUUGCUCCAACAAUUCACUCAAAGCAAAACUCAAAACUCCAAGCAAUAUAAUUUACUCAAAGAAAAACUCAAAAUUCAAAGCAAUUUACUCAAAGCAAAACUCAAAACUCAAAGCAAUUUACUCUCGCGAAGAAGAUGAUGGAAAGCCGGUGGAGGAACUAGAUUUUUGCUGUGUAAGGCUAUCAAUGUGUGCGGCUAUGACGGUGAAGGUGAAGAAACUAGGGUUUCUUCGACUGCCUUAA